AUGCGCCCACCUCAACGCCCUGCAUCUGCCAUGAAUACCUCACGCAUUGGACGCGCUCCUUCGCCUGCCGAGUCCAACACGUCCACCAUGUCUGGAACUAAACGAAAAGAGCGCGACUUUGACCACGAUGGAGGCGAAGAGACUAAUAUUCACGUCGUUGUUCGGUGUCGAGGCCGGAGCGACCGAGAAGUUAAAGAGAACAGCGGCGUGGUAGUAUCAACAACCGGUGUCAAAGGCACCAAUGUCGAUUUGUCCAUGGGGCCGAACGCCAUUAGCAACAAGACCUACCAUUUCGAUAAGGUGUUUUCGCCUGCUGCCGAUCAAGCUAUUGUCUUCGAAGACGUUGUCGCGCCCAUACUCAACGAAAUGAUGUCGGGGUUCAACUGCACUAUCUUCGCAUACGGACAGACUGGCACUGGAAAGACUUACACCAUGUCCGGCGACAUGACCGACACACUCGGCCUACUGUCUGACGAGGCUGGCAUCAUCCCACGAACACUAUACUCCCUAUUCCGAAGGCUUGAAGCCGACGAAGUUGAAUGCUCAGUGAAAUGCUCCUUUAUCGAGCUGUACAAUGAAGAGCUGCGAGAUUUACUGGCUGCAGACGAUAGUACAAAGCUCAAAAUCUACGAUGAUGCGAACCGCAAGAGUCACAGUUCGACUCUCGUGCAAGGUAUGGAGGAAUCUCAUAUUAAGAGUGCGACUGCUGGCAUCAAACUGCUUCUGCAAGGCAGCCAUCGUCGACAAGUCGCCGCGACUAAAUGCAACGACCUUAGUUCUCGGAGUCAUACUGUCUUCACAAUCACGACGUACAUCAAGAAAUCAAAUGAAGCUGGAGAGGACUACAUCUGCUCAGGGAAGCUCAACCUGGUCGAUCUAGCUGGCAGCGAAAAUAUUCAACGAAGUGGUGCCGAGAACAAGCGGGCUGCUGAAGCCGGUCUCAUCAACAAGAGUCUACUCACGCUCGGUCGGGUUAUCAAUGCCCUUGUGGACAAGAGCUCUCAUAUCCCAUAUCGGGAGUCGAAGUUGACACGGCUGCUACAAGAUUCUCUCGGCGGAAGGACGAAAACGUGCAUCAUUGCCACUGUCUCGCCAGCCAAAAGUAACCUCGAGGAGACCAUCUCAACACUAGACUAUGCCUUCCGAGCAAAGAAUAUCCGCAACAAGCCCCAGAUCAAUUCCAUGAUCUCAAAAAAGACACUUCUCAAAGAAUUCACCACAGAGAUUGAGAAACUGAAGAGCGAGCUGAUCGCCACCCGGCAGCGAAAUGGUGUCUACCUUUCAAACGAGCAGUACGAAGAGAUCACAGUCGAGAGCGAGUCGCGACGAAUCCUCACAGAAGAGCAGAAGGCACGCAUAGAGACGAUGGAGACGAGUCUGCGCAACAAAGUGCAGGAGUUGUUCAAUCUGACAAACACCUUCACCAAUCUCAAACGCGACAACGACACGACCCGAGCUGCUCUUGACAGCACCAAUGAUGUCCUUUUCAAGACUGAGGCUGUACUUAGCUCGACCAAAGAACACCUCGAGGAUGAAACGGCCCUUCGAAAGGCGCAUCAGGAGACCGAAGGCCGCCUUAAGACGAUUGGCACACAGCUGCUCUCAACUGUCAACAACUCUGUCCGAGACCUUGAUGGAGUGCACUCAAAGCUGCGCCGCAGAUCCGAGCUACACCGGCAGAACCGCCAGCUCUGGCAAUCAUCCUCGGAAGGUGUAAAGGAGCUGUCAACGGCCAUCGAAGAACGUCUUGGUGUUUUUCAGUCAGAGCACACCGAUCUGAUGUCGAAGACAACGAGCAGGAUUCAAUCAUUCAUCUCGGAAGACAGAAUGAAGCUUCAAGGUUGCAAAGACAUGCUUGCCAGCAAAACCACCGAGUUGGAAAGAUCGCAGAAAUCAGUUGAGGAGCAGUCAUCGGCCUCAAGAGAUGGAAUGAACAAUGUCCUCGAGGAGAUCAAAGAGCUACGCGACGAAGUCAAGGAUAGGGUUGGCGAAGGCCUGCAAGGUCUCAACGCCGCAGCCGCGAAAAUCUCUGGUGAGGUGAUCGAGGAGCUUGAGCAGUUCCAUACUCAGCUCCACGCCUCCUACAGCACGCUCGGCAAAGAUUUCAAGACAUUGUUUGAGGAUAUGACCAAGCAGCUUGCCAGCCAGCGCGAGGAAAAUGAUCGUCUGAGAAAGGCUUUGCAGGAUGCCAACCGCAGGAACAUUGAGUCUUCCCGAGCUGCCGUUUCUCAUCUUGAAGCCUCGCUAGAAGAGGAGCGGAAGAUCGCGUUAGAUGAACGGCAGGUUCUGAAAGAUCAGAUGUUUGCACUAAUAGAAUCGUCAUCAGCGAGGCAAGAUCAGCGCCUGAGUACUACCGUUGCCCAGACCAAAGCCUCCUUGGACGCUUCCACCGAUGCAUUUGAAGAAGCAGACAAGGAGUACUCGACUGGGAUGGACAUCUGGGACACCCAAGCUGAUGUGCUGCUGGACAAAGUCACAAUGUCAAGAGAUGAGCUGAGGAGGAAGAUGAAGCAGGACUGGACUGCCAUUGGAGCGAAGAACACUGCCAUUCAAAAUUCAACAAAGGCUGUGCACGGCGAGACCGUUAAAAUCGUAGAUGCCCAGGUCGGAGAAAUGUCAAGUCAGAUGUCGGCGUUGGACGAGUUCGUCACCCGAGCACGAACACAGAAUGAUCAGUCGCACGACGAUCAUAUCGCUGGACUGCUUCAAUUCCAACUUGAAGUCGCCCAGUUGCAGUCCGAGGUUGCCGACACCAUCCAGCAACGUGACACAGACCUUCAGGUCCUUCACAACGAAACCGAGUCGUCCACUGCGGAAGUUCUUGACUGCACCGACGCCUUUGAAGCGGAGGCAAAGGAGGCUUUGCAGACGAUUCAGGAGCAGCUUGACAGCAACAUGAUGCAAGACUACGUACCCACCGGUGCGACACCGCAGAAGAGAGAGUGGACAUACCCAAAUGAGCUGCCUGCGACAUCAAACCACCAGACCAUUAUUGCGCGUAUGCGUGGUCUUCCAGACCCCAUUACAGAGCCCUCAACGGCUCGCACUCCCGGUCGCUCGCCUAGAAAGCAGGGGUCACCGAGAAAGUCACCAAGCAAACCUCGGAGUCCGGCGAAGGCCAAGGUAUACACGGAUCAGGACCGACCGCUGCUCGAGAACAUGACAGAGCCAAUCCGAGGGUUGAGUCUUAAGGAGAUCAACGUGAACGUGGCUGCGGGUGAGAGCCAGACUGUUAAUUUGUCGAGAAGUACUGGGCCUGGCCAGCCACCGCUUAAGAGGCAUGCGACCGCUGGAGCAGUGCUGGGAUCUGAGAAAGUACCGGCGAGGUUAACGAGAAAUCGGGCUGCGGCUGUUGGUGGAGUAGAGAAUCUCAACCAGAGUGUCGGUGUUGGUGGUGGCCGUCGUUUGCGGAAUAGUCCCCAGCAGUGA
Messenger RNA from Cyphellophora europaea CBS 101466, 3429 nucleotides. RefSeq lists its product as uncharacterized. Gene Ontology annotation, biological process: microtubule-based movement; mitotic spindle assembly. Gene Ontology annotation, molecular function: ATP binding; microtubule binding; plus-end-directed microtubule motor activity. Bases 1 to 3429 code for a protein of 1142 amino acids. The transcript is spliced from 2 exons. The record is from RefSeq and is a predicted model, not a curated record. NCBI's taxonomy places the organism in Eukaryota, Fungi, Ascomycota, Eurotiomycetes, Chaetothyriales, Cyphellophoraceae. Gene Ontology annotation, cellular component: nucleus; spindle microtubule.